This is a messenger RNA of Plasmodium vivax (malaria parasite P. vivax), 2949 nucleotides long. RefSeq lists its product as hypothetical. The record is from RefSeq and is a predicted model, not a curated record. Bases 1 to 2949 code for a protein of 982 amino acids. NCBI's taxonomy places the organism in Eukaryota, Apicomplexa, Aconoidasida, Haemosporida, Plasmodiidae. The transcript has 2 exons.
AUGAACGAAGCGAAGAAGUGCCCAGAUCAGCGCCCAGACCAGCGCCCCCCCGAAGAGGACCCCCAGUUCGACGGCCCCUGUGGCAACGGGGAAAACAGCAACGAUGGGAGUGUCGCGAACAUUUCAAAUAUCGCCACCGUCAACUUUGCCAGCCUCGAGAGGGAGUUCCGGAGGAUUUACAGGUACCCCUCGCAGGAGCGACCGCCAUCGGUGAGUCAGCAGAGUCAGCAGAGUCAGCCGAGUGAGCCGAGCGAGCAGAGCGAGGUGAAUGAGACAAACGAAGCGAAUGAAGCAGACGAGACACACGAAGACGAUUACUUCUGUGGGAAGGCCCGGGGGAGUGCCCACGUGAUGCCGAACCAGUCGAGUGAGGAGACGCUGCACACACAGCGCGCUGGAAUGCACACCGAAGGUUCGGUCGGAAGGGCCCUCCCAAGAGGGGAACAAAAACAACGUGCCGAUCACUAUGGAGGUAUGCUGCCCCCCCAGUUUGAGCGGAGGGGACCCACGGGGAUGAGCAGCCAGGGGAACUUCGCCUCGACUAACUCCAUUGAGCAUAUUUUAAGGAGCAUUCAGGAGGACACCAUUUUGGGGAUAAACGGGGGGGGAGGUGGCAACUCCGGUGGGUGCAGUUCGAACGUUGCCCCACGUCUCGCGGAUGCGGUGGACGCAGUGCAGGCCAUUCACCCGAUGUGCCGGCUCUGGUGGGGAGACAAACCCUUCGCGUACCGCUGGGAGCGCGGCAUGAACCGGCAGGAGGUGCAACGGUGCGUGCACAACUUCUGCAUCAACAUCGCAAACGAGGAAUUCUACCUCGUUCGUCUGGAGAGACUCCCAGAGGACAACCUCCUAAAGGAGAAGCAAAAAAACAUACAGAGGAUACUGCUCAGAGGCAACACCUACGCGUAUUACAAACUAUGUGAGCGAUAUGAGCACCACUCAUUGGGGGAUUUGCAACCAAAUGAAGAGUACCUAAUUAAGAGGAAGAACCAAGUGCAGGAGAAACUCAUGAACCCGCUAAACUUCCCAGAGGUGUUGAGAGCCAUAGAAUACACAAAGGAAGGAGGCAACCUACUAAAGCAUACCGUCUACAGCAUCCCUCACUUACGUUUCUUCUUCAUAAGCAAAGAUUUAAAUUUUAUAAAAUGGUUCUCUUCAAGAAAAACAGACGAGCAAUGUAAAAUUUAUUUCGAUAAGAUCAACAGCCUAGAAAUAAAAAUCGUUCAUGAGCAUCUGCUGGAGAAUCUAAAGGUUAAUAUUUUGAAGAGACUCUCCUUUUCCAUCGUUUAUAUGAAUGAGAAGAAGAAGGUAACCCUCACAUGUAAAAGCUUGCAAGAGUUUAACUACUGGGUCACUACCAUCAGGGCACUCAUGUUCCGCGCGAAGAGGAUGAAGACGACUCGCAGCGUUUUGCUAUCCCAUGUUAGUGGAGGGGACGGAGAUGAAGGGGCAGGGGGGGACACUCUCUCGCAGGAGUGGUCCAACAGCAUUGCACGUUGGAGGGGAGCCGAGGGGGACGCGGGACGGCCCGACCGGCGGGAGGUCAGCCUGAGCGGUAAUUCAAGACCGUCUAAAGUGUGUGCGUCUUCAAAACUGUGUGAGUCUUCUACUUCCUCUAACCCCCGUGGGGGGGGGGACCCCUCGAAAUGGAGCCCGCAACACGGGGAAGCGCAGCCCAACAAGGGGUGCGAACUGAAAGGACAAAGCGGCUCGACGAAGAAGGAACUUCACACAGAAGAGGGCAAGACCUCCCUUGAGUCAUUUCACCUCUAUAAGCUGAUUGUGUUCCCGGAUUGUAACCUCUGUCAGGUCAAGACGAAAUUUUACCUGCUCAAGGAGAAGGCCUAUAAGUACCGAAUUUUAAUUGAAAAGGAGAUUGACGAGUACCACAUGGAGGGCGGCCUCCACCCGGAGGGGGGUACCAACCUGGAGGGGGACGCCAACACGGAGCGUGCCCCACCUCCCCGAAGAAAUUCCCCUCCCCGCUUCCACUUCAAUUUUAGCGGCAAUUUUAGCGGCAAUUUUAGCGGAAACGAGGCGGGGAAGGAGGACCCCGCGAGGGGGGGGACCCUCUCCAAGGGGAAGCGCAAGGGGACCUGGUCCAGCAGCUCCUCCCCCCACGUGGCGCUACCGGAGGUAUACACACUAAACAGGGAAACGAAUUUGAGCAUUCGCGACGGUGGGGAGGUAUCCAGGGGAACAACACCCAGUUUAGCAGCAGCAGGAGAAGCGGCUGCACUAGGAGGACGUGGCGACCCAGUGGGGGGGAACCACGAGGACGAAGCAGAGGAAGACACGGACCAGUUCAAGCUCCAGCUAAUUGUAAAAAUAUAUAACCGCAUUGAUGUGAAACUGAAGCAGGUUCAGAAGGACAUCAUGCACGUGGUGCAGGUGCUGAAGAGGGAGGAGUCGGAGCAGCCAGCGGAGCAGCCAACGGAGAAGCAGUCGAGCCCGCAGGGAGGCAUCGCGGGGUUCUCCCUGGAGCACCUCUGGAAGUACACCACGGAUGCGUACAGAACGUUGGAGGGGAAGAUUUACAAGGCGGGGGAUAACCGCCACGGUGGGGAUAGCCACUACGUCGGGGGUGGCCGCUACUCUGGGGAUGACCGCUACGCUGGGGAUGGCCGCUACUCUGGGGAUGGUCGCUACCCUCACUCCAACGAGCCACCCCCCCAACUGCCAAGAUCCGAACUGCGCCAGCGGGAAGAGCGGCCCGACCCACUUGCUCCGAAGGCAUGCAGAAAGCAGUCCAGCCAACUCAUCCACGACAUCCUCUUCGACAUGUGGCUCUGCGAAAUGGAAUUCGGGAACAUCGAGGACAUCUAUGCCACCUAUGUGUCCUGCUCCAAGCGGAAAAAGAACUUCAUGGCCAACGUAGACGCCCCCGCCUUCGUGAAGAACAUCUCGCAGCAGAUCUCCAGCACCAUCCUGCGCUACAUGAACAUGUGA